This is a messenger RNA of Gryllus bimaculatus (two-spotted cricket), 848 nucleotides long. The record is from the annotation of a GenBank genome assembly. NCBI's taxonomy places the organism in Eukaryota, Metazoa, Arthropoda, Insecta, Orthoptera, Gryllidae.
AGAAGGACAGCUGACUCACAAGGGCCUGUACUAUGGCCUCUCGCAAGACUCGGCAGUCAAAACGAGAUGCAUCUCCCGCCCUGCGCUCUCGUGCUGCCACCGCCGCCGCCGCCCAAGCAGCAGCCCUCGCUGCUGACCCACACCCGCUCGCCGCUCCUCACGUCUCUUUGGCCGGCACGUAUGGGCUGCACGAAAUGAGAAAGCUUGUUAAUAGCUCUAAUUUUAAUGACGGUGCGGCGCCCAGCGUCGGGCGCUCUUUAUGGCAGCAGGCGCGCGGUCGGAUCGGAUUUGCGCAUCGCGAUGCUGCGAUGUUUCCCGGCAACCCUCGCGCGCUCAGUUCAGCGCGUCAACUGAACAGUUCUGUCGUUAUUUUGAAGUUUUGUUCGCUCCGCGAGAAUGGUAGCAGUAAGAGCAAACAAAAUCGUGGCAUGUGUGGACAACUGAGUGGUGGAAAAAAAAAUCCACACAGUUUGAAUGCCAUAAAAUAUAUAUUGCAUAUUUUCUCUAUUGGUGAUGAUGUUGAAGCAUUGACAUUCGCAUUUGAAUCUAAAAUUGUGACAAUUUCUAGUAUAAAAUUAUUUUAUAAUGAAAAUCUAUGGGAACGUAACGGUUGUACAGUUCGAGAAGAGGAGCUUGAAAAUGUACACAUUUUCUUUAAUAAGCCGCCUGAUAAUACCUUGGAAGAAUUCAGAGAUAAAUAUAUUGUUUGUAGGGGAAAAGAUGAUGAAAUGUUUUUACUUUCACUUUUGGUAUUCUUUUUUGUCAGCCUUAUUGGUAGUAAUAAUCAUAUCAACAGAAAAUAUAAAUCUAAAAAUAUUUGCAAUGGAAUUGUUUUAAUCAAUGUAUGA